Messenger RNA from Onychostruthus taczanowskii (white-rumped snowfinch), 5583 nucleotides. It is a transcript of the gene ABCB1, whose product is annotated as ATP binding cassette subfamily B member 1. The transcript is spliced from 31 exons. Gene Ontology annotation, molecular function: ATP binding; ABC-type transporter activity; ATP hydrolysis activity. Gene Ontology annotation, cellular component: membrane. Gene Ontology annotation, biological process: transmembrane transport. Lineage: Eukaryota; Metazoa; Chordata; Aves; Passeriformes; Passeridae. Bases 591 to 4508 code for a protein of 1305 amino acids. The record is from RefSeq and is a predicted model, not a curated record.
GUUGCUUGCGCAAAGUGAAGGCAGACAGUCCUUUUUAUUUUUCCCAGCAUAUCUAAUAGAGGAUUUUCCAUAGUUUUGAUAAAAACUGGAGCCAUUUGUGAACCACACUGAAUAACCUGUGGUACGAAAUGAAUAACGGAGCUUAUAUCUGGUGAGAGACACAUAAAAAGGCUGUGCCAAUAAUUCCCUGGUGUUCCUAAGAGGGAUCCUCCCAUUCCUGAAGAAACAGGAGAAGGAGACUCUUGAACUUGGCAGCUAUUUAACAUCAGGCAGAGAUCUUAAUACAGGUGUUCAGCUGUCUGUGAUCCAAGACAGAAGUGUAACCAUCUUUCAGACUUUUGAGAAAAUUGCCUAAUUUGGAGCAAGAGAUGCAAAGAAGUUGAUAAAACUGGGGUUCUGCAAGAUGGGUAAUGUUCUCCUGGAUUAGAUUUAGAAGACGGGAAAGGAAGCAAAAGACUAAAACAAUGUUUUGGUGUUACCUGGUUUCAUUCUCACUGUGUAUUCAAGAAUGGAUUCAUCCUUAAGUGCAACAGUUACUUCGAGCGUUCAGCAACAUCUCUAAUAAGGAAACUAUCUUCAAUAAAUGUAAAAUGCAUUCUGAAGAAGAGAAGAAGUAUACUGCAGAUGGAAAUAGUCAUGAGAUCGCUGCAUCCAGCCAGGAUCAUGAAUCUGAAGACAAACACAGGGCAAAGAAGAAGCAGAAGAAAGGGGAAAAACCUAAGGUAGUGAGCCCAUUUGCACUGUUUCGAUACUCCAGCUGGUCAGAUAAAUUAUUAAUGAUACUGGGCACUCUGAUGGCAAUAGCCCAUGGAAGCAGUCUCCCUUUUGCAAUGAUAAUUUUUGGUGAUAUGACUGAUAGCUUUGUUGCAUCUGGAGACACAAAUUUUACAGGAAACAGUUCAAUGAAUUUCACUUCAGAAAUGCUUCACAAGCUGGAAGAAGAUAUGACAAGAUAUGCAUACUACUAUUCUGGAAUAGCAGCUGGUGUUCUUCUUGCUGCUUAUAUUCAGACUUCAUUCUGGACCUUAGCAGCAGGUCGGCAAAUAAAAAAAAUUAGAGAAAAUUUUUUUCAUGCAAUUAUGAGACAGGAAAUUGGAUGGUUUGAUGUAAAUGAUGUGGGAGAACUUAACACUCGUCUUCUAGAUGAUGUCUCCAAGAUUAAUGAAGGAAUAGGUGACAAGAUUGGAUUGCUUGUUCAAGCACUAACAACAUUUGUGACAGGAUUUAUUGUUGGUCUCAUAAGAGGAUGGAAAUUAACCCUUGUAAUACUAGCAGUUAGCCCCGUCCUGGGACUUUCAGCAGCCCUCUGGGCAAAGGUUCUCUCUGCUUUCACGGACAAAGAACAGGCCGCAUAUGCAAAAGCAGGUGCUGUUGCAGAAGAAGUUCUGGCAGCAAUCCGUACUGUAAUAGCUUUUGGAGGACAGGAAAAAGAAAUUAAAAGAUACCAUAAAAAUUUAGAAGAUGCUAAACGGAUUGGAAUAAGAAAGGCUAUUACAGCUAAUAUUUCUAUGGGUGCUGCUUUCUUACUGAUAUAUGCAUCAUAUGCACUGGCAUUCUGGUAUGGGACUACUUUGAUCUUAACUGAUGAUUACACUAUUGGCAAAGUUCUUACAGUCUUUUUCUCUGUAUUGAUUGGAGCUUUCAGUAUUGGACAGACUGCUCCAAGCAUAGAGGCAUUUGCAAGUGCAAGAGGAGCUGCCUAUGCCAUCUUUAAUAUAAUAGACAAUGAGCCUCAAAUUGACAGUUAUUCAGAGACAGGUUACAAACCAGACCACAUAAAAGGGAACUUGGAAUUAAAAAAUGUUUACUUCAAUUAUCCAUCAAGACCAGAUGUUGAGAUACUGAAGGGCUUGAAUCUCAAGAUUAAUUCUGGCCAGACAGUGGCCCUGGUUGGUGGCAGUGGCUGUGGGAAAAGCACAACAGUUCAGCUCAUCCAGAGAUUUUAUGAUCCCAAGGAAGGCACGGUUACCAUUGAUGGGCAGGAUAUUAAGACCUUAAACGUACGGUAUCUGCGCGAGGUUAUUGGUGUGGUGAAUCAGGAGCCCGUGCUCUUUGCCACUACUAUUGCAGAAAACAUUCGUUAUGGCCGUGAGGAUGUCACCAUGGAGGAGAUUGAAAAAGCCACCAAGGAGGCAAAUGCUUAUGACUUCAUCAUGAAGCUACCCAAUAAGUUUGAAACUGUGGUUGGAGAAAGAGGGGCACAGCUCAGUGGAGGCCAGAAGCAAAGAAUAGCAAUUGCCAGAGCUUUGGUUCGCAAUCCUAAAAUUCUUCUGCUUGAUGAGGCAACAUCAGCUUUGGAUACUGAGAGUGAAUCAGUUGUGCAAGCAGCACUGGACAAGGCAAGGGAAGGACGCACCACGGUUGUGGUAGCUCAUCGACUGUCAACAGUCCGAAAUGCAGAUGUGAUUGCUGUGUUUGAAGGUGGAGUUAUCACAGAGAUAGGGAAUCAUGCUGAAUUGCUUGAGAGAAAGGGAAUCUACUACAAACUUGUUAACAUGCAGGCAAUAGAAGCAGAAGUUCCAUCAUCAGAAAAUUAUGAGAAUGUACUUCCAUCAUCAGAAAAUUAUGAGAGUGUACUUCCAUUAUCAGAAAAUUAUGAGAAUGUAUGUAGUGUCAAAAACAGGGAAUCUGAACCAGACUCUGAAGAAUCCUUAACUAGAGGAUUGAGAAGACGAUCAACUCGGAGAAGCAUGAAAAAGCCAGGAGAGCAAAAUGAUAGUCCUGAUGAGGAAAAAACUUCACCUGCUGAAGAAAUACCUCCAGCUUCAUUUCUGAAAAUUAUGAAGUUAAACAAAACUGAAUGGCCAUACUUUGUAGCUGGAACCUUGUGUGCAAUUAUCAAUGGAGCUUUACAACCUGCAUUUGCAGUCAUAUUUUCUGAAAUUAUUGGGAUUUUUUCAGAGACUGACAAGGACAUCUUAAGAAAACAGAGCAACUUAUAUUCACUGCUGUUUUUAGUACUUGGGAUCAUUUCCUUUUUUACUUUCUUUUUUCAGGGUUUCACAUUUGGCAAAGCUGGAGAAAUUCUGACAAUGAGGCUUCGAUUCAUGGCGUUUAAAGCAAUGCUUAGACAGGAUAUGGCCUGGUUUGAUAAUCCUAAAAAUAGCACUGGAGCAUUAACUACAAGACUUGCUAAUGACGCCUCUCAAGUGAAAGGAGCAACUGGUGCCAGACUAGCAUUAAUUGCCCAAAACGUAGCCAACCUGGGGACUGGAAUUCUUAUAUCAUUAAUUUAUGGCUGGCAGCUGACCCUGCUGCUUUUAGCUGUUGUGCCCAUCAUUGCGGUGGCAGGAAUGAUUGAAAUGAAGAUGUUGGCUGGGCACGCUAAGAAAGAUAAACGAGAGCUGGAAGCCGCAGGAAAGAUUGCCACAGAAGCAAUAGAAAAUAUUAGAACUGUUGUUAGCUUGACCCGAGAAAGAAAAUUUGAGUCAAUGUAUGGAGAACAUCUGAUUGUACCAUACAGAAAUUCUGUGAAGAAGGCACAUAUAUUUGGCUUUUGUUUUGCCCUUUCACAAGCAAUGAUGUUCUUUACCUACGCCGGCUGUUUCCGCUUUGGUGCCUAUCUAGUGGUAAAUGGACACAUGGAGUAUAAAAGUGUAUUUUUGGUGUUUUCAGCUGUUGUAUUUGGUGCAAUGGCACUAGGACAAACCAGUUCUUUUGCCCCAGACUAUGCCAAAGCCAAGAUAUCAGCAGCCCACUUGUUUCUGCUGUUUGAAAGAGUGCCCUCAAUAGACAGCUACAGUGAGGAAGGAGACAAGCCUGAAACAUUUGAGGGAAACAUAACAAUCAAAGAUGUGGCAUUUAACUACCCAAACCGUCCAGAGGUCAAAAUCCUCCAAGGGUUGAAUCUAAAAGUAGAAAAGGGACAAACUUUGGCUCUUGUUGGCAGCAGUGGCUGUGGAAAGAGCACAGUUGUUCAGCUGCUGGAGAGAUUUUAUGAUCCACUCGAUGGAGAAAUGCUUUUUGAUGGCAAAACUGCAAAGGCACUGAAUAUCCAGUGGCUGAGAGCUCAGAUUGGUAUCGUCUCACAAGAACCAAUCCUGUUUGACUUCACUAUUGCCGAAAACAUCGCCUACGGAGAUAACAGUCGGCAGGUGUCCCAUGAGGAAAUUGUUAGUGCAGCAAAACAGGCCAAUAUUCAUUCCUUCAUUGACUCACUGCCAGAUAAAUACAAUACCCGUGUAGGGGACAAGGGAACGCAGCUUUCUGGCGGCCAGAAGCAGCGCAUCGCCAUUGCCCGAGCUCUCGUACGCAAGCCCCAAAUUCUGCUUCUGGAUGAAGCUACUUCUGCCUUAGACACAGAAAGCGAAAAGAUUGUCCAGGAAGCGCUGGAUAAGGCUCGAGAAGGUCGAACGUGCAUCGUGAUAGCUCACCGCCUGUCCACCAUCCAAAACGCUGACAAGAUCGCCGUGGUCCAGAACGGCAGGGUCAUAGAGCAGGGCACCCACCAGCAGCUGCUGGCUGAAAAGGGCGUCUACUAUUCCCUGGUCAAUGUUCAAAGUGGGUAAUGCAAUAUCUCAGUUCAAGGCAGUAUUUAUCUCUGAAUUGUCACUGUGGCUACUUUUGUCAUUGUAAUUAUUUCAGUAUCAACAGUCAGUCUUGAUACCUUUGGUUUUCUUCAUUCCUUUCAUAAGGUAUACAAACCCAAGAAAUACUAAGUAAAUGUGUACCGGUUUCUCACUACUAGUUUUCAUUAUUCAAACCUCUUUUCUAUGUGGCCAAAGCAGAUGCCCAUGGCACUCAUGAAAGUAGAAGCAUGCUAAGCCAUAUGUAAUUAUUAUCAGCUUGCUUUGAACACAAAAAUCACACUGAUUAGGUGUAAACAACUUGGAAAUAUUUUCAUGCUCAUUAAAAACAGUUUUGCUCCUGUCAGAAAUAAACCUCAAGCCUUAUCAUCUCUGUGCCUGUGUAAGACAGUCAGUCCUGGCCUAUUAGGCUUGUUACCAUAUGUUAUGAGAACUUGCAGGUCAGCUGAAGCUUGAUGCCAAGUGUCUCUUGUUACGAUGUGGAGCUUUAGCUUGGGAUGUCAGUAAAGGCCUUGAAAAUAUGGGCACAGGCUGAAAACAAAGGUUCCAGAAUUGUAAGUACCUUACUCAUGGUUACUUACUGGUCAUUGAAGAGCUGCAACCUUAAAAGAUGGAAAAGGACUGCUUGAAAUGAAACAGAAAUUAAACAACAGAUAAGGAAAAAACCCAAGACCAUAACUGAUGAGCAAGACAAGGCAUCUGCUGCAGCCUGGGAAAGUACUCUCCGCAAGUCUCUCAAAGUCCUAGGAGUCAGAUGUCAAGGACUAAGAGCUCUCUAAAGACUGCAAUAUUUUAUACAAGGUGAAAAUCCUGGAUUUGCACUUGGAGGAGGAGGAAGGAAGGCAUCCUUUUCAGUGUUGACAUCCUUGCUUGAAGAGCUCUUGAAUCUGAGCACUGCCAUGACUGAGACUCUCAAGGACUAUAGCCAUCGGUGCUAAAUUCCUGGCAUGGGCUCUGGGAUAUUGUAUAUUAUUUACAAAUAUAGGAUGGCUGCUAAGGGCUAACUGCUUCGAACUUGCAGUAAUAUUGACUAAUAAUUAUCAAUUACUAAGCAGUA